AUGUAUAGUGAUGGGACACGAAAGACCAUGUCAGAGCUCCAGCGCAUGGCGGGCGCUACGCGUAUGCGGAUCGCAGAGGAAGGCGCACAACUUGAAACCCUGUCAAAGGCCACCACGAGAGCCCAAAAGCUAGUCGAUAGUAUGUUCAACCUUUUUGCGUCUGGAGCGACUCAUCAUGAAAGGGGGGAAUUGAUGCGAAUUCUCACAUCAGAAGAAUCCGACAUCGAUAUUGGUGGUGUUCCACCCUUUCCUGCUGCAUUAGCGCUGGCGAACGGCCAGCUACCCCAUGUAAGAACCAUUCGAGCUGCCGGGAACAACCGCAUCAACGAUGAAGUCGUCAUAUUUUUGUCUCAAGUCAUUCGUUUUUCAGCAGUGCCUGCGCAGGUGGAACUACUCGACAUUAGCGACACGAAGGUAACGGAGAGGGGGUUGUUAUUUGUACUUGAGAUGAUAUUGGAGAGGGACGAGCCAUUUACCCUUAUUGCAAAGGGCCUCGUCUCCUCUGAGGGUUUUGCACUCGCUGGUGAUCUGACCGGCGUUGGGGAAAGGUUCCGGAAAGUGUUUGAAAUGGUUGUUCUACAACGCAAAUCUGUUAUUAUUUUUUAA
Messenger RNA from Trypanosoma brucei brucei TREU927, 606 nucleotides. RefSeq lists its product as hypothetical. Lineage: Eukaryota; Euglenozoa; Kinetoplastea; Trypanosomatida; Trypanosomatidae. The record is from RefSeq and is a predicted model, not a curated record. The coding region runs from base 1 to 606 and encodes 201 amino acids. The transcript has a single exon.